AUGGCCGCGUCGUCGACGCUGGGCCAGACGCAGCGGUACGCGGCGGGGGCGCUCCUGGCGCUCGCGCUCCGCCAGGCGCAGACCCACCAGACCGUCCUCCUCGGCUCCCACGGCCUCAACGACGAGCAGCCCCACCCCGACCCGGCCUCAGCCGUCGAGCCCGACGCCCGCGACCUCUGGACCCACGAGUCCCGCGGCCUCCUCCGACCCGUCCUCAGGUUUCUUGAGAUCGACCCCAAGGCCUGGGCCGGGGUGGAGAAGACGGCCGCGUCCUCCGAUCCCAAGCACCACAUUGGCGCCUUUCUUCGUAAGGUCGUCGAGGACGAAGACGACGACGAGAAGGCCCGGUCCGAGAGGUCCGACCAGGAGCUGGCGCUCGCCAAGGCCGUCGACGCGAUGGCAAUGGGCCUGGAGAGCAGCAUCGUCGAGUCAGCGGCCGAGGCGCUCAAACCGGGGAGCUGCGGCCCCGACGACGACCCGGCGUCGACGCGCGCCAAGGACUACCGGAAGAUGGCGGUUCUGUACAUGCUCCUCUCGGCGUGCGUCGCCGACGUGAACAUGGCCGAGGAGGGCAUGGGGUCCCCUCGCGUCACCAAGGGCUACGACGCCCGCCACCGCGUCGCGCUGCGGCUGCUCGCCACGUGGCUCGACGUCAAGUGGAACAAGAUGGAAGCUGUCGAGAUAAUGGUUGCUUGCUCUGCUAUGGCUGCAGCAAAGGAGGAAGAGCAGUCACGUGAGAAUUCGUCGCCGAGCAGCAGAUGGGAGAACUGGAAGCGCGGCGGGAUCAUCGGCGCAGCCGCGCUGACAGGAGGAACAUUGAUGGCUAUAUCUGGGGGUUUAGCAGCUCCAGCGAUUGCUGCAGGGUUCACUGCUCUAGUUCCAACGUUGCAUACACUUGUACCUGUAAUCGGAGCUAGCGGUUUUGCUGCUAUAGCUACUGCUGCUGGGCACACUGCUGGCUCUGUAGCGGUUGCAGCAUCGUUUGGAGCUGCUGGAGCUGGGUUGACUGGGACCAAAAUGGCCAAAAGAAUUGGGAAUGUUAAAGAAUUUGAGUUCAAGACCAUCGGCGAGAACCAUAACCAGGGUCGCCUAGCAGUUGGCAUCUUUGUUUCUGGAUUUGCUUUUACGGAGGAGGAUUAUUCGAAGCCAUGGGAAGGAUGGAAAACUAACUUAGAGAGGUACGUUCUGCAGUGGGAGUCCAAGCAUGUAAUUGCCGUCAGCACGGCAAUACAGGAUUGGCUAGCGUCAAGAGUUGCACUGGAGUUGAUAAGGGAAGGUGCAAUGCAGACUGUGUUAAGUGGUAUCAUUUCAGCAUUUGCAUGGCCUGCUACCUUGGUAUCUGCUGCAGAAUUUAUCGACAGCAAAUGGACCAUGGCUAUUGACAGGUCAGAUAAAGCUGCGAAAAUGCUUGCUGAUGUUCUGCUCAAAGGAUUGCAAGGAAGCAGGCCUGUCACUCUGGUCGGGUUUUCGCUAGGAGCACGUGUUGUGUUCAAGUGCUUGCAGGAGUUAGCGCACAUGGGAAAUAAUGAGGGUAUAGUUGAGAGAGCUGUGCUCAUAGGUGCUCCUGUUUCGGUUAAAGGUGAGAUGUGGGAGCCUGCCAGGAAGAUGGUUGCCGGCAGAUUCGUGAACGUCUACUCCACAAACGACUGGAUUCUCGGAAUCACUUUUCGCGCCAGCCUGCUCACGCAAGGUCUGGCUGGCAUCCAGGCCGUGGAUGUCCCUGGAGUAGAAAACGUUGAUGUCACUGAGCUCGUCUUCGGGCACUCUUCCUACCUCUCGCUUGUCCAGCAAAUUCUGGACCACCUUGAGCUGAACAGCUACUACCCGGUGUUCUAUCCCUGCACGCCCAGGACAAAAUAACUGCAGGGAUCGCGGUUCGUCGCUUAUAGAAUUGUAGUAAAUAAAGGGAUGAUCUGUCAGAGGAAUACGCAUGAGAUCGCUGUGCUAAUGUGUUUUUACGACUUGUAGAAACAAAUGGUGCUCGCUUGUUCUAGUGACUAUUUUGCCGGGCACGGGGCAGUGUCUGCCCCUGCCUUAGCGUUCGUUGCGGGCUGCGGCGUUGGAGAUCAAGGUAGAGAGAGGGUGGGUGGGUGGCCGCCGGCCGGG
Molecule: messenger RNA, 2106 nt
Organism: Setaria italica (foxtail millet)
Lineage: Eukaryota; Viridiplantae; Streptophyta; Magnoliopsida; Poales; Poaceae
Product: transmembrane and coiled-coil domain-containing protein 4
Exons: 15
Coding region: 1-1860 (619 amino acids)
Source: RefSeq, a predicted model, not a curated record